Molecule: messenger RNA, 1292 nt
Organism: Scophthalmus maximus (turbot)
Lineage: Eukaryota; Metazoa; Chordata; Actinopteri; Pleuronectiformes; Scophthalmidae
Gene: gar1
Product: GAR1 homolog, ribonucleoprotein
Exons: 7
Coding region: 102-806 (234 amino acids)
Biological process (GO): snoRNA guided rRNA pseudouridine synthesis; ribosome biogenesis
Cellular component (GO): box H/ACA snoRNP complex
Molecular function (GO): box H/ACA snoRNA binding
Source: RefSeq, a predicted model, not a curated record
GCGAUCCUCUGUACGGCAGGCUUGGAUCACACGUGUUGUCAUCGCGUGGACGUCCCCCGGAGGAAAUAGCCACAGCUCGUCGAGCAAAGUUACACGAGGACAUGUCUUUCCGUGGAGGUGGAGGACGAGGCGGCAGAGGCGGAGGCUUUAACCGAGGAGGCAGAGGCGGAGGAGAAGGGUACGGCGGCGGCAGAGGAGGGUACGGCGGCGGCAGAGGCGGAGGAGGGUUCGGCGGCGGCAGAGGCGGAGGAGGGUUCGGACGCGGCGGCGGCCGAGGGGGCUUCAACAGACAGCAGGACUACGGCCCCCCGGAGUAUGUCGUCGGCGUGGGAGAGUUCAUGCAUCCGUGUGAAGAUGACAUUGUGUGCCGGUGUACAACAGAGGAAAACAAAGUUCCCUACUUCAAUGCCCCGGUGUACUUGGAAAACAAGGAGCAGAUUGGGAAGGUGGAUGAGAUUUUCGGCCAGCUCCGGGACUUUUAUUUUUCAGUCAAACUGUCAGAUAAUAUGAAGGCGUCUUCAUUUAAGAAACUGCAGAAGUUUUAUAUAGAUCCAAUGAAGCUCCUCCCACUGCAGAGAUUCCUCCCCAGGCCGCCAGGAGAGAAGGGGCCGCCAAGAGGAGGCCGGGGUGGCGGUAGAGGUGGAGGAAGAGGUGGUGCUCGUGGAGGUGGAUUUCGAGGUGGCAGGGGCGGAGGAUUUGGAGGUGGUGGUCGUGGCGGAGGAUUUGGAGGUGGUGGACGUGGCGGAGGCGGCGGCUUCAGAGGACGAGGAGGUGGCGGAGGACGUGGAUUCAGAGGUGGGAGAUGAUGUGACUGUCUGGUGGAUCUUUUCAUCCCUGUCUACACCUACUCCAGCAAAAAAGGCUGCGUUUCCAUCCAGUGCCUGGCCUGUUGGACGCAGAUUAUGGACAUUGCCUCUAUUUGUAGAACUUGAAUGGAUCUUCUCAUUUUGUUAUUUUUUGUAUCUGGUUUGAAGGUGUGAUGAAUCAUCAUGAUUAUUUCAAAGGUGUAACAUAGCGUGGACUUUUUCAGCCUGUUAUGAAGGGUUACAGGCUCCCUUUGCGAACAGGCACAUCAUCAUCCUCUGCUGAUUGUGUUAAAAUGUUUGGCCAUGAUUCAGGAGACACAUUCUUUUAUUUUUGUCUGAGGGAAUUUGUGUAGGAGUUUGUAGACUAUUGACUACUGGUUGAAAACAUUUUAAUACCUAUAAUUUGUAAAAAAAAUCUUAAACCAAAUGUCACAUUUUUGUUAAAGGCCUUGAUUAAAAGGUGCUUUGGUUACUGUGUCUAUUUCA